Messenger RNA from Entelurus aequoreus (snake pipefish), 2930 nucleotides. RefSeq names its product protein POLR1D-like. The record is from RefSeq and is a predicted model, not a curated record. Lineage: Eukaryota; Metazoa; Chordata; Actinopteri; Syngnathiformes; Syngnathidae. The transcript is spliced from 3 exons. The coding region runs from base 279 to 695 and encodes 138 amino acids.
CCUGCGUAAAACAAAGAGCCGAGUAAUAACGCGGAGGGGAAAAAACUUGGUAAAAAUAUAUUUUGUUUACAAGAUUUUCCGUAGUUUCAAAGGUUAGGAUUUUAAGAUUUGUACGUGACUCAGACGUCAUUUUCAUUCUGGCGCCAGCGUGGGCAGCUCCAAGGUCCUUCGUGGAUGGACCCCGGUGUUGUAAACAAGCGGGUGAUGCUUUCAUUAAAGUUACGUCUUUAAUUUGAAAUAUAAAACAUCACUUCAUUGACGCUGCUCACCACCAACUCAUGGCGAAGGAGGAGAACGAGUUAGAAAAGCGCGCCAUCGAGGAGCUCCUGAGAGAGACUGACAGGGCGCGGGUGCGAGCGGAGACCAUGGGCCCUGCAGGAUGGUUGAAGUGUCCUCUGCGGGGCGCCAACAAGCGCUUCCUUCUCAACACGCUGCGCUCCACGGGGGGGCUGCAGCGGCGUGGCGGUGAGCCCAAAACCUCGGGACAGUCUUCGGGCCGAGGACACGGCGGGACGGGUUCCCCCGACAGGAGCCGCAGCAGGUCCCGGGACAGGAGACGCUCCAGCAAGCGUCACCACAGGAGCAGUCGUGAUGGGCGCCAGGACGUGGACGGCGAGCGGGAGAGAAGUGGGCGACACGAGGACGAGAGGGAGGACAUGUCCAAGAUGGACGCUCACAAGAAGGACAAACGCUGAAUGUCAGGACUUUGGACUGGUUACUCAUGGACACACAAAACAUGUUUAUUUCAGGGCUAGGUUCUAGAUUUUCUUCAUUUUCUCACGUGACUUGCUAAAAACAUAUUUAUUUCAGGUCUAGGUUCUAGGAUUUCUUCAUUGAGUCAUGUGACUUGCUAAAAACAUGUUUAUUUCAGGUCUAGGUUCUAGGUUUCCUUCAUUGAGUCAUGUGACUUGCUAAAAACAUUUAUUUCAGGUCUAGGGUUUCUUCAUUGAGUCAUGUGACUUGCUAAAAACAUGUUUAUUUCAGGUCUAGGUUCUAGGUUUUCUUCAUUGAGUCAUGUGACUUGCUAAAACAUGUUUAUUUCAGGUCUAGGGUUUCUUCAUUGAGUCAUGUGACUUGCUAAAAACAUGUUUAUUUCAGGUCUAGGUUCUAGGUUUCCUUCAUUGAGUCAUGUGACUUGCUAAAAACAUAUUUAUUUCAGGUCUAGGUUCUAGGAUUUCUUCAUUGAGUCAUGUGACUUGCUAAAACAUAUUUAUUUCAGGUCUAGGUUCUAGGAUUUCUUCAUUGAGUCAUGGGACUUGCAAAAAACAUGUUUAUUUCAGGACUAGGUUCUAGGUUUUCUUCAUUGAGUCAUGUGACUUGCUAAAAACAUGUUUAUUUCAGGUCUAGGUUCUAGGAUUUCUUCAUUUUCUCACGUGACUUGCAAAAAACAUGUUUAUUUCAGGUCUAGGUUCUAGGUUUUCUUCAUUUUCUCACGUGACUUGCUAAAAACAUGUUUAUUUGAGAUCUAGGUUCUAGGGUUUCUUCAUUUUCUCACGUGACUUGCUAAAAACAUGUUUAUUUGAGGUCUAGGUUCUAGGGUUUCUUCAUUUUCUCACGUGACUUGCUAAAAAUGACUUUUAUUUGAGGUCUAGGUUCUGUUUUCUUCAUUGAGUCAUGUGACUUACUAAAAAGGACAUUUAUUUGACGUCUAGGUUCUAGGGUUUCUUCAUUUUCUCACGUGACUUGCUAAAAAAACAUUUAUUUGAGGUCUAGGUUCUAGGUUUUCUUAAUUUUCUCACAUGACUUGCUAAAAAAACAUUUAUUUGAGGUCUAGGUUCUAGGUUUUCUUCAUUGAGUCAUGUGACUUACUAAAAAGGACAUCUAUUUGAGGUCCAGGUUCUAGGUUUUUGUCAUUGAGUCAUGUGACUUACUAAUAAGGACAUUUAUUUGAGGUCUAGGUUCUAGGUUUUCUUAAUUUUCUCACAUGACUUGCUAAAAAAACAUUUAUUUGAGGUCUAGGUUCUAGGUUUUCUUCAUUGAGUAAUGUGACGUACUAAAAAGCAUUCAUUUGAGGUCCAGGUUCUAGGUUUUCUUCAUUGAGUCAUGUGACUUACUAAAAAGGACAUUUAUUUGAGGUCUAGGUUCUAAGUUUUCAUAAGACAUGACUAUUAUUGGACUUCCUGUGAUUGCAUCACAAAAGUGAGUCUGGUCAUGUUGACACAAACCUGGCAGCCAUUUUAUGGCAACUUCAUGACACCUUUAUGGUGGCCCACUUCUUCAUGUUGGUCCACUGCAGGUGUACUUUGUUCCAGUGCAGGAAACAUGAUGAUGUUUACUUCCAGUGCAGGAAACAUGAUGAUGUUUACUUCCAGUGCAGGAAACAUGAUGAUGUUUACUUCCAGUGCAGGAAACAUGAUGAUGUUUACUUCCAGUGCAGGAAACAUGAUGAUGUUUACUUCCAGUGCAGGAAACAUGAUGAUGUUUACUUCCAGUGCAGGAAACAUGAUGAUGUUUAGUUCCUGUGCAGGAAACAUGAUGAUGUUUACUUCCAGUGCAGGAAACAUGAUGAUGUUUACUUCCAGUGCAGGAAACAUGAUGAUGUUUACUUCCAGUGCAGGAAACAUGAUGAUGUUUACUUCCAGUGCAGGAAACAUGAUGAUGUUUACUUCCAGUGCAGGAAACAUGAUGUUUACUUCCAGUGCAGGAAACAUGAUGAUGUUUACUUCCAGUGCAGGAAACAUGAUGAUGUUUACUUCCUGUCACGCUCAGUGAGUUGACGACACAAUGCUUCAUUGGUGAAUGGGAGGAGCCAUGGAAUUAAUGAACUCAUCACUUCUGGUCAUGUGACACAACUCUGCCUACUUCUGGUCAUGUGACACAACUCUGCCUACUUCUGGUCAAAAGAGCCCAAAUCAUUUUCCUUAAAGCCACAUUGAGCAGUUGACUAAACAUAACCAUUUUAAUAAUAAUAAUAAUAAAGGGGGCGUGGC